Penicillium argentinense is the source of this 2589-nucleotide messenger RNA. It is a transcript of the gene ace1, whose product is annotated as putative C2H2 transcription factor (Ace1). Bases 1 to 2589 code for a protein of 862 amino acids. The record is from RefSeq and is a predicted model, not a curated record. The transcript is spliced from 3 exons. NCBI's taxonomy places the organism in Eukaryota, Fungi, Ascomycota, Eurotiomycetes, Eurotiales, Aspergillaceae.
AUGCAGAUCUCAUCUCAGCCCAUGAUGACUGUUGCUCAAGUCGACGCUGGCCGAACGCACCCGCGUCGCCGGUCCAACUUAAACUCGGCCCUCCCCUCGCUUCAGACGGAGCCUCCAUCUGGCACCUCCAAGAUGCCGUUGAGGAAAGGCGAGACAUUCAACACCCCCACCAGCCCGCCCUCUGGCGAUCGCGAUCCGGUCUUGAGUAUUCGCUCUCUGCCCCGUCGUGCCCCGACGUCUCUGGAGGCAAUCACUUCCAGCGAAGAACGCAUGGCGUCCAUCCUCAACCGCUUGACCCUUGACGAUUCCCCGAAGGAGAAGUCGUCGGCCCCUGCCAAGGACGACCAACCUAGCUCUCGUGCUGCUUCCAAGUCCGGCGGGAAAGACUCCGAUUCUCGUGAUGACCAUAAUUCACCUCACAACAAAACCACUUCCUCGGAAGAGGGCCACGAUUCGGACAGCGGGCUUGGAUCAUCCGUGAGCAGCGUCGAGAGCAUGUCGCCCUUGAGCAAAGCUAUGAAAGAGGACAUUCACAGCCACGACAAGACGGCAAUCACUACGUCCGAGACCUUUGAAUCUGGCUCGACCCCGAAGAGACAAUUGGGCCUUGCCGCCUGCAAACAGAUUGAAAAAUUUGUUUUGGUCCCCAUAUUGAAGGAACCUAAGCUGAAACCGUUUCACGCUUUGACUCGGAGUGUUCCGUCUCGCAUUGUGAAUAAGCAGAUUGUCUGCCUUCGCGACCUCGAAAAGACCCUUUUGUGGUUGGCACCGAAGUCGACUUCUUCUCGACACGCCUAUCUCAAUUUCGCCGAGUUCACCAUCCAGUGCCUGCAUACAUCUGCUUCGCAUCUAAACGACCGAGACCAACGUCUACCUACCGACCGACCGUAUACUAACGGUUAUUUUGUCGAUCUUGUUUCACAGGUCCGCCGCUACGCCGCGAUGAUUCGCGCCUCGCAAGAGCGGGUGCAGGCCGCUCAAAGCGAGAAAAAGUCUCCGUAUGUACAACUGCGUCCUCUUUUCAAUAAAUCGGCUCGAUGGCCUGCCAGAGACAAGUCUAACCGUCUCCCCAGCGUCGCGGAGGCUGUUCUUGAGGGGGGACUGUCGAUCAAUGGAAAGCCCGCGGAGAUCAUUGUGACUCAAGAUGGAAAACCCAUCUCGAUGCGCACCGGAGAAGUGUACAAAGCCGACUCUCCGUUUGUUUUCAAGCGUACCAUCAGCUUUGACCAGUCGACGGAUGAGGGCGUUCAGCGCUCCAUGGCCCGCCGCAAGAAAAAUGCGCCCCCAAUGGACAUCAACCAGAAGUGCAGCCACUGCGACAAGGUUUUCAAGCGCCCCUGCGACUUGACCAAGCACGAGAAGACCCAUUCCCGUCCCUGGAAGUGCACGAUGCCCGGCUGCAAGUACAAUACGAUCGGCUGGCCUACUGAGAAGGAGCGAGACCGCCACAUGAAUGACAAGCAUUCGGAUAACCCUGCCCUCUACAAGUGCAGCUUCAAGCCGUGCACCUACGCUUCGAAGCGCGAGAGCAACUGCAAGCAGCACAUGGAGAAGGCCCACGGCUGGAUUUACAACCGCUCCAAGAACAAUGCCCGUGGCGGUAGCAAGCGUGGUUCGUCGCUGCAGGCCACGCCCCGUACCCCCAGCGUUUCCACUCCUGCCUCUCGCUCGGCUGCCGAUUUCCCCACGCCUGUCUCGGGCCCCAGCCCUUCGCCCUAUGAUCCGCCGAUGUUCUCCGACCAGGUGCCAUUCAAUUUCAAUGACCCCCCUGCGGCCGCUCGCAGCGAGGACUAUGGCCCUCUUUUCGAGACUUCGCCUUUCUCUGAUUCCAACAUGUCUGGUGGCAUGGGAGGACAGGACUUUAGCCUAUUUACCUCGGCUAACCUCGACGCAAUGGAGAACCAAUUCGGGGCCGGUGACCCGAACGGCCUCAUCUCUUCCUUGUCGAUGCACCGCCAGUCCAUGAAUUCCAUGUCUGUUCCCUCUGCCGGCUCCGUUCCCGACUUGAUGGCCCCGUCCAUGUCGUUCGACGGUUCUCCGCUCGCCAGCAGUGCCGAUCCCAACCUGAGCUUCGAGUAUGAGUGGAGCCGCCUGGAGGCUUCUUCAACUAUGCCGGAGGAUUAUUCCACCUCCAACAUGCAGCUUCCUACUCCUGCCUACUCGGAUCACAGUGGCCUGAAGCAGUCUACCUCGGGAGCUAUGGGCAUGCCUCAUAACUACAGCUACAACACCCAUGGCAAUGUUUCUGGCCUCUCGCCCAAUGCCCAGGGUAAUCUGAUGCUGUAUUCCCCGGAUUCCAACGGCGCUGAUGGCCACCACACCCAUCUCUACAAGUCUGCUGGUCAGCCCGGGAACCCCGACUUCCCUCUUUACGACAACUCCCUUAUGGCCAUGAACGGCCAGAUGGUGAACCCCUAUGCGCCUCGUCAGCAACAGCCACUCCGACUGCCCCAACAGCAGUCCCACCAGCCCCAGGUAUCCGCUCAGCAGAUGGGCGGCAUGUAUGUUGCUUCUUCCGAGGCGAUGUUUCCUCCCUUGCCGAGCCUGAAAUGCUCCGUGGCAUUCAGGGCUGGGACUCGCAGGACAUGA